AUGGUGCCUCUACCUCUAUUCAAGCUCGCAUCUCUCUUCGUGCGGCACAUCUCCAAAUAUGGCGCGAACCGAAUCAAAGCCCGAGCCCACAACCACCCACGAUUUCGCACAUUCGCCGCAAAGUACGGCCAGCACAUCCACCAACUAAACAUGCGCAUGUCCGUCGCCCUCCUCCGGGACCCCGAGGCAGAGCGCCGCGCCAAAGAGCGAGCCGAAGCACCCACGGUCAAGACCGAGGAGCAACACAAACGCGACGAGGCGGCCAAGUCUGCCACCCCCUCCUCGCCCCAGCCAGCAGCAAAAUACCCCAGGCUCACGUUCCAAAACGUUUGGAAAAGGAAAUUUCGACCCCUGCCCGAGGGAAAGGCAGUCGACCUGUUCGCAGACGUGAUCGGCGAUGCGUUCAUUCUCAGUGUCGCCGGCGGAUUGAUCAUGUACGAGUCGUGGAAGGCGCUGCAGAAACCAGACGUGAACAAGCAGCGAAUUGACGAUUUGAGUGAGAGGGUGGAGGCGCUGAGGAGGAGAGAAGAGGAGCUGGCGGAUGCGGAGGAGAAGCAGAGACAAAGGUUUGAGGCCUUGGAGGAGGCGUUGAGGGCCUUGAAAGAUGCCAAGACGAAGGAGCCUUUGUUACCGACAUUGCAGCCUUGA
This is a messenger RNA of Metarhizium album ARSEF 1941, 648 nucleotides long. Its product is annotated as OPA3 domain protein. The record is from RefSeq and is a predicted model, not a curated record. The transcript has 2 exons. Lineage: Eukaryota; Fungi; Ascomycota; Sordariomycetes; Hypocreales; Clavicipitaceae. The coding region runs from base 1 to 648 and encodes 215 amino acids. Gene Ontology annotation, biological process: regulation of lipid metabolic process. Gene Ontology annotation, cellular component: mitochondrion.